This is a messenger RNA of Exophiala spinifera, 1527 nucleotides long. RefSeq lists its product as uncharacterized. Lineage: Eukaryota; Fungi; Ascomycota; Eurotiomycetes; Chaetothyriales; Herpotrichiellaceae. Gene Ontology annotation, molecular function: protein-phosphatidylethanolamide deconjugating activity. The transcript has a single exon. The coding region runs from base 1 to 1527 and encodes 508 amino acids. The record is from RefSeq and is a predicted model, not a curated record.
AUGAAUGGAGUCGACUACAAGCGCUUCGUGCGCUACUUUUACGAUCCUCCACCCAAAUACGAUGACAUGUCAGGGACAUCCAUAUGGCUGCUAGGUAAAGAGUACAAACCAACUCCGCCCAAGCCUGUGACAACGACCGAUCACGACGAUGUAGUCGAAGUCGAAUCAUCGACUGAAUCGCAUGACCCUUCAGAGACGAGUGGUUCAUCUGUCACUGCGGACAUCUCAUAUCAGCCGCAGCAACCUCACCAUAUAUCUCAGAGUACAAGCACACUUGACGAUGUUCAGCAUGUCACGAAUGCCAAUCUCCCAUCGCUCUCGAACGAUCCGGCCGACGGAGGAUGGCCCCACGCAUUCCUAGAUGAUUUUGAGUCACGAAUAUGGAUGACUUAUCGAUCAAACUUCACACCCAUCCCUCGAUCUCAAGAGCCGUCCUCGAACUCAGGGCUUUCCUUCUCGGUGCGUCUCCGUAACCUCACCGAGCGUGAGGGAUUCACCAGCGACACUGGCUGGGGGUGCAUGAUUCGAUCCGGACAAUCUCUCCUUGCCAACGCCUUGUUAACGCUUCAACUUGGCCGAGACUGGCGGCGGUCCACCUGUGCUUCAUCAGAAGAAGCGUCAAUCGUAUCCCUUUUCGCCGAUUCUCCUUCUGCCCCAUUCUCCAUUCACCGCUUCGUUCAACACGGCGCAUCAUCCUGUGGUACUCAUCCAGGUCAAUGGUUCGGGCCGUCUGCCACAGCAUCGUGCAUCAGAGAACUAAGCGGUGAAUGUGCGGCUGCAGGCUUACGAGUCUACGUGACCCCGUCGGCAUCCGAAGUAUAUGAAGACCGCUUCCGAUCGAUCGCGGCCGCCAGCUCAACGGAUUCCACCAUCAAACCUACACUUAUCCUGCUAGGUAUAAGACUAGGCCUCGAUAGGAUCACGCCAGUCUACCACGAGGCGUUGAAGAGCGCGCUGACAUACCCUCAGUCGAUCGGGAUUGCCGGCGGCCGGCCUUCCAGCAGCCACUACUUCAUCGGAUGCCAGGGUGAUAUGUUCCUCUACCUUGACCCACAUGAGACGAGGCCAGCACUAGCUUACCAUGAUAACGCAGCUGAGUACACAGACGAGGAGAUAGCUACGUGCCACACGCGCAGACUGCGCGGGCUGAGGAUCAGUGAGAUGGACCCGAGCAUGCUGAUCGGGUUCCUGAUCAAAGACGAAGCAGACUGGGUUGACUGGAAGCGCAGACUCAAGGAAGUCAAGGGAAAGGCCAUCGUCAGCAUCUUUGACAAGGAGCCGCCGGUACCCGGGGAGACGAAGGAGCGCAAGGAGGCUGUCGAUGAAGUCGAGACUUUUGACGACGAAGAAGACGAAGAAGGCGACGGCGACGACGAUGGGACUGUGACGGUGACUGGGAAGGACAUUGAACCGGAACCCCACGAUGUCCGUGCUGGUGCAGUGCAAGAUGCCGAAGACGAUGGGGUCAGGGUAGAUUUGCAUGCUGCGAGAAACGACGACGUGCCAUUGCAGGCCCCCUCGAGAUGA